Molecule: messenger RNA, 3419 nt
Organism: Megalopta genalis
Lineage: Eukaryota; Metazoa; Arthropoda; Insecta; Hymenoptera; Halictidae
Gene: ABCD
Product: ATP binding cassette subfamily D
Biological process (GO): long-chain fatty acid import into peroxisome; very long-chain fatty acid catabolic process; fatty acid beta-oxidation
Cellular component (GO): peroxisomal membrane
Molecular function (GO): ATP hydrolysis activity; ATP binding; long-chain fatty acid transmembrane transporter activity
Source: RefSeq, a predicted model, not a curated record
UGAACAGCGCGAUUACAUUACCGCGUGAUGCGUACUUGCGUGAGUCACGCAGGCAGCGAACGCGUCCGUCGACGAAGCCGAGAGAAGAAAUUUGCUUUCGGUGACGGAUUCCACGGUUUUCCGCGGUGUAGUAAACGUGGAACUUAAAAGACGCGCGGUCCCUAGGAACACAAUAGACGACCACGAAAGAAAACGGAUGACGCGCGGUCCAACGGCGACGGCGGCGGCGGCGACAAGCUCGGGUCCAAGUCCAACGACAGACAGACAGACAGACAACGAGACAACCAGUCACACGGCUGCCUGUUGCGGCGGAGAGGGCCCAAAAGAGAACGGAGAGCGUCGAGAGCCACGAACCGCGCCGGCAGACGUAACGAAACGAGCAGUCGCCAGCUGGUGGCCGGUCUACGUGGAUCGCGUUGCUGCGGUGUGCCGGUUCGUUUCUUGGUUAAGUGCGUACGUCGUGUUCGCGUGUUAGCCACCGGCGUGAUCGACGACAACACACGGACGCCCGCCCGAACCGCCGGGCUGGUUAUAUCGUCGCCGAUAGAAAGAGAGAGAGAGAUAGAAAGAGUGCGCCCGCGACAUGACGAACCGUUUCCAUUAACAAACUUCGCUCUCUCGAACGGCUCGCGGGAGCCCUGAACUGCGCAUCGUGCCACGGGGAGACACACAGAGAGGCGCUCUCCGAAUGAGAGCGUGCCCCCGGCAGGAUGUCGUCCGUGUUUUCGAAGCUGCUCGACAAGACCUCCGCCAAAUACGGCAUCAGGCAAGAGAACGUAUCGCGCGGCGUCGUUAGCCUGGUGACGACGCUCUAUCUGCUCAAGAUCGGCUACCCGUUGGUGGCUUCCGGGAUCAACAAGUACCAACAGAGCCGGAAGAAGAAGCAAGAUGAAAGCGCGACCAAGAAUUCUUCGAGCCGCCGGCGCGGGAAUAAUGCCGUUAACGGCAGAACUACCGUUAGCCCUACCGGCAAGUCCAGCGUCGGGCUGGACCGCGAUUUCUUCAAACAGCUGAUCGCGCUGCUGAAGAUCAUGGUGCCAGGAUGGAGGACGCGCGAGGCUGGCCUGCUCACCUGCGCCACCCUGACGCUGCUCGCGAGGACCUUCCUCUCGGUCUACGUGGCCACGCUGGAGGGACAGAUCGUCAAGAGAAUCGUGCUGAAAGACGUGCAGGGCUUCUUCUUGAUGAUGGCGAGAUGGUUCGCCAUUGCUCUGCCCGCGACCUUCGUCAAUUCGGCCAUUCGAUAUCUGGAGGGUCGGCUCGCACUUUGCUUUAGGGGACGCUUGGUGGAGCAUGCCUACAAAAUGUAUCUGAGUCAACAAACCUACUAUAGAGUAGCAGCAUUAGAUAAUAGACUUGGCGGUGCUGAGCAAAGACUGACAGACGAUUUAUCCGAACUAGCUGGUUCCGUAGCACAUUUGUAUUCGAGCUUAACCAAGCCCUUGCUGGACUGUUCUCUGGUGGUCAUCGCGCUUAUGUCUUUCUCGUCUAAAAUGGGCACCAAGAGAAUGCAAGGUCCGUUGUUGGCGUCCGCAGUGAUAGCUCUGACCGGGCAAAUCCUGCGUCUCGCUUCUCCAAAGUUCGGUCAACUGGUCGCCGAGGAAGCCUCUAGACGUGGACGGCUGAGAGAGGCUCAUGCUCGCAUUAGCGCGCACGCGGAGGAGAUCGCGUUUUACGGUGGACAUUGUACGGAACACCGGUAUCUAACCACCGCGUACAAGUCUCUAGUUUCACAUUUGAGAAGAGUGUUGACGCUGAAACUGUGGUACGUGAUGCUGGAACAGUUCCUCAUGAAAUACGUGUGGUCCGGCACCGGGCUUCUAGUUAUCGCCUUGCCCGUCCUUUACACUGCGGUCACUGCUAAACCUUCGUCCAUGGCCGAAGACGGCGACGGCGCAGUAAGCGAAAGGACUAGAUACUUGACAACGUCAAAAAAUCUCUUGAGUUCUGGAGCAGACGCUGUGGAAAGACUUAUGUCUUCCUAUAAAGAAUUAGUUGCACUGGCAGGUUACGCGGCAAGGGUCAGUGAGAUGUUAGACGUAUUUAAAGACGCCGCGUUAUGUAAAUAUAGAAGAAAUAUUGUUAAUAGUCCUACGAAAAUAGCGAACGGAAACGCGAACAACUCGAUAGAGAGAAUAAUCGAACUCCAGGAUGGAGCACCGGUGAUAAAAGGAAUCGUGCAAGAAAGUACAGAUGGCAGUAUAUGCUUAAUCGACGUGCCGAUAGUAACACCGAAUUGUGAAGUUAUCGUGCCGAAGCUAUCGAUUCAUAUAAAGCCCGGCGACAAUAUACUGAUCACUGGGCCCAACGGUUGCGGAAAGAGCUCGCUGUACCGCAUAAUUUCUGGCCUGUGGCCAGUUUACGGUGGCACCUUGAUCAGGCCGCCGGAGAAUUACUGCGGAAGGCCGGCAUUGUUUUAUAUCCCCCAGAAACCUUACAUGACGGUGGGUUGUCUGCGAGAUCAAAUCAUCUACCCUGCGGAGUCUCUGACGGAGGAAUGCACCGACCAAGAGCUCCUGCAGCUGCUGGAGGAGGUCGAUCUUCGGGGUCUCGUCGAACGAGAGUCCGAGGGACUGGACGCCAUGGGCGACUGGGACUCGACUCUGUCCGGCGGCGAGAAGCAGAGGCUAGCUAUGACCAGGUUGUUCUAUCAUGCGCCGCAAUAUGCGCUUCUAGACGAGUGCACCAGUGCGGUCAGCCUCGAGGCUGAAGGAGUCAUCUACGAAACCGCCAAAAAGAAAGGCAUCACGCUGCUAACGAUUACCCAUCGCGUGGCCUCGCUGGCGAAAUACCACAAACUCCUGUUACGCUUCGACGGGGAAGGAGGUUGGGCUUUUGGUCCACUGGACGUGGAAAAUGCAACGCUUCUAAUUAAUCAGACCCCCGAGCAGAAUGAGUCGCACGACGUGAAAGGAGGCCACUAUCAGAUGUUACAGGGGCUCCGUGUUGCACAUCCGGAGGAACCAAGAGUUGGGAUCAGUUAGACAAGAGAUGUUAGGAGGUGUUUUUAGUAAAUUUAUGUAGAAAUCAACACACACACAAAUUGUAAAUAAUUUUCUGAAAAGUGUAUUUUGUACAGAGGUUUACAGCAUAGUCUAGUUGAAUACUCUAUUUUUAUAUGCGGAGAGCACAUGCUAUUUAAUGAUACAUAGAGAAAUAAAUGUUGUGUGAACUUGUACGCACGUUAUUUUUCUUUUAUAUUAGCGAAGACGUGCGCACCGAACGGAACACGCGUCGAGUCUUCGAAAUUUAAUUGUGAUAUGUACAAUCAUAUUGCUUUAAUGAAAAAAAAACUGUUUUUAUGUUUACUAGAAUUACCGAAUGAUCUUCAAUAAACGCGCGAGAUUGUAGCGAAUUGUCCCGUGUAGAAUGGAAACACCUAUUAUAAACAAUAAACUAAUUUCGUAAAUGCAAUGAAA